Molecule: messenger RNA, 819 nt
Organism: Echinostoma caproni
Lineage: Eukaryota; Metazoa; Platyhelminthes; Trematoda; Plagiorchiida; Echinostomatidae
Source: the annotation of a GenBank genome assembly
AUGAUUCAUCAACGCCGUGCAUUAUAUGGUCGCAACGAAAUACUUAUUAAAAUCACUCCAAUAUGGAAUAUGCUCGUGAGCGAGUGCCUAAAUCCGUUCUACUGUUUCCAAGCGUUCAGCUGCGCCUUGUGGUUUUCGGAUGACUAUUGGAUGUAUGCUAGUUGCAUUCUCUUGAUUUCUUCGAUUUCACUUAUUGUGCAAGUCUAUGAAAUGCGUAGGAACCAACGUGCACUCAAAGACACAAUCUGUGGCUCAACUGUUGUUUCGGUCUGUCGGGAGGAAAACGGUUUUCCCGAAUUUCUGGAAGUGGACUCAACAGAUCUGGUCCCUGGUGACAUUCUGGAUAUCCCACGAAAUGGUUGCGUGAUGCACUGCGACGCGUUACUGUUAUCCGGAAAUUGUAUAGUGAACGAGAGUACUCUUACAGGUGAGAGUGUUCCAGUAACCAAAACUCCGGUACCUCAACAAUCGAAUACAGAAGAAGUGAUUAACAUUCAUUCCAUGGCUCGGCACGUGCUUUUUAGUGGCACCUCGAUUAUUCAGACCAGAAAUUACGCGGACGAACGAGUGCUCGCGGUUGUCGCGCGUACCGGAUUUCGUACGGCCAAAGGCGAGCUAGUUCGGUCAAUUCUAUUCCCCAAACCGCUUGAGUUCAAAUUCACUCAGGAUGCUUACAAGUUUGUCGCGGCUCUCGCUGUUCUGGCAGUGGUGGGAUUCGGUGUGUCGGUCUAUCUGAUGGUACGUUCUGAAAUGUGUUACCCUUUCUCCUUUAUUGUCCCCACACCGUUAAGUAAUUUUCGGGGAGGGGAGGGACACUAA